UUUACCCAUUCAUUCACUGAUCUUGUUAAACCUGCUUUGUGGGCAGAGAUUAGAGUACACUGGCGAGAGGCGGAGACAAAAUAAAAGAGAGAGCUCAAGUUAGAUCAAGUACCAGAGGAGUCCUGUUCAUGCAUUGAAGAGGAAAAAACUAAAUUUGCUGUUCUUGGUCAUGGAUGAUUUUGUUCGUAACAAAUUAACUGAAUGGGGUCUCAGCAUGUGGAUCAAAACAUUUGAAGAUCAGUGCAUUGACAAGAAAAAUAUUUACUGUCUUGAUGAACAUGACAUCAUUAACUUGAUCCCAAAAGUGGGACCAAGGUCAACAUUCAAGACGAAGCUCAAGUCGUUAAAGAAAGAACAAAACACAGCAAAUCAGGCAACAGUUGAUUCUUCUGCUCAAGUUCUGCCAUCAACCAGUGACACAAGUGAUAAAGGUAAGAGAAAGUUAGAUCCUCAGGGCGAGUCCAGCAAAGGGCAAUCACCACCUAGUAAACGACGAUGUGGGACAAAACAUGGAUCAUACUCAGAAGAAAUCAUACUGUCUGAUGUGAAAAACAUCAUGAACUUUGUCGAUAAGAAAAUACCUAACCAAGGCAACACAAAGCUCAACAACUUCCUGAGGUAUAAAAUUUGUGAUUUGGAGACAGAGAAGAGGGAGCUGGUUGGUGUCUUUGGUAAAACUGGGGCUGGAAAGAGCUCUUUGAUAAACGCUGUCAUCGGAGAGAAGAAUCUCUUACCCUCUGGAAGUGUCAGUGCAUGUACCACAGUCAUGAUUAAAGUGGAGGCUAACAUGCUGAACUCAAAGUAUGAGGCAGAAAUUGAGUUCAUUACAAAAGAGGAGUGGAAAGAUGAGUUGUGGUCCCUGUUAAAUUUCCUUCGGGAUAAUGCAGAUAAAGACAAGGAAGAUGACGAUGAUUAUCAUGACGAUGAAAAGCUGUCAGCAGUGUAUGGAGAAGAAUGGAAAGACAAAUCUCCUGAAAACCUCAUGGAUGACAAAUAUUUCAGAGAAAUUCCAGAAUUUCUUCUUUCCAAAAGGAAGAUUUUGACAUGUGAAUCGGCUAAAGAACUGUCCGCAAAAUUUGUCAAAUUCACAAGAAGUGACUCAAAAGACGAAGAACGGAAAAAAGUAAAGAGGUGGUACUGGCCACUAGUGAAGUGUGUGACUGUCAGGGUGCCUGGGAAUGAUUCUCUCCAGCAUGUCACACUUGUGGAUCUUCCUGGAAAUGGGGACCGUAACAAGAGCAGAGAUAAAAUGUGGAAAGGGAUUGUUGGGAGUUGUUCUAUUGUGUGGAUUGUGACUGACAUAAAUCGAGCUGCGGCAGAGAAAGAACCCUGGGAGAUCCUGAAAAGUGCCAGUAGCCUCAUGGGAAAUGGUGGCCAGUGUCAAGAAAUUCACUUUAUCUGCACCAAAUCUGAUCUUAUUGAAGAUUCGGAUGAUCCUUCAGCCGCUGGUGUUCGUGCUCUCAUAUUUAAAAAAAACAUGCAAGCCAAAAAAGAAGUGAGCAGAGAAUUCAGCAAACUAAACAAGGUUAAGAAACAUUUCAGUGAUGACUGUUUCAAAGUGUUCACAGUGAGCUCCAAAGAGUUCCUAAAGAAAAAACAUCUAAACCCAGAUGAAACUGAAAUCCCCAAACUUCAGGAGAUCCUACAAAAUCUCAAUGACUGUCACUCAGAGACAUUAAACUAUGUGACUGGAGCUUAUGGGAUUCUCUCUCUGAUGCAAGGCGCCAAAUCUAGAGAAGUGAGAGGCUGCAUAAACAGAAAAACAAAUGCAUGCAUGGACCUUGAAAAAAAUUUGAGACAUGAACUUGAUAAAGUCAGAGAAGCCAUGGACGAGGCUCAUAAGGCUUUUGAAAAAUGCCUGAGUGAGGGGGUUGAAAGAUCUAAAAGUUCAUGUGACCAAACUUGCAUUCCGUCUUAUAUCCUGUACAGAGGGGUAAAAGGUGGUGGUUUUCACAUGACUUUGAAGUGUUUAGUUGUGAACAACGGCAUUUAUCUACCAAAAAAAAAAAAAAGCAAACCAAUAGACCUCAAUGUGAAGUUAGCUUCAAGCCUCACUGACAGCAUUGAUGAGAAAUUCAAGAAGACCUUCCCAAAUGAAGGAAAAUGUGGACCAUUCAACGGGGUCAUCAACACGUUUUCACUUGACACAAAGAUGCUGAUUCAAAAGCACAAAGAUGUCAAACUGCAACUGAUAUUUCUCAGGACAGAGGAAAACAAAAUUAAAGCAAAACUCAUCAAAAUCAUCCGGGAACGUAAGAAAACAAUCUACAGCAGUCUGAUGACGACAAUCGAGAAGACCAUGCAAGAAUGCUAUAUAAAAGCAGCAGAAUUUAGAGGACCGGGCACGCUGAAAAACAUGAGGAACACUAUUGAGAAACACAUUUGUGAUUCAAAGAACACCAUGUUUAAACAGGCUAAAGAUGUUAUGUUGAGCAAACUGAGACACUUGAAGGAGGAAAUCCUGCAGACACUGGAAGAAACAAUGCAGAAAUCAAUUGACCUGUCACUCAAGAUAGAUGCUGUCUCAAUCCCAGAUGUUACAGCGGAGCUUGAAAUGGUGAAAAAAUACUACCAUGAACUGAGAGGAAGCCCAGAUGGACAAACACAAAUUGCUGAUCCACGCAGUCCAGCAGCUGCACCGUGACAUGUGCAGAUUUGCUCAAUGGAGAGAAACAGCAGAAGCCUGAUUAUCCACUGAAGCUCUCUGCAGACACACUGAUUAGAGACAUGAGGCCUCUGGAUUUGGUCUCAACCAUUUUAUCAAGUUCUUAUCUCUGUUCUGGGUGUUGUGUUCAUGUGUACUUUGAGUGCUUGUUGUGAAUUACAUGCACAGAGAUUUUAGAUUUCCUUUUGUGUUUUUGGUUGGACAUUUUUGCCUUUAAUUAAUUGUAGAUCACAGUCAAACAAAUAAUGUGGGAAGACAGAAAGACGGGGGUGACAUGCAAAAAAGGCUCCUAGCUGGAUUUAAACCAGGGACGUUUUGGAUUUCAUCAUUAUGGGUUUUAGCGACUAUAGACCACUAUGAUGUCCCAGAGAUUAAUUAACUUUUUAUUUUCUUCAUCUUGAAUAUAUUUUCAUGUUUGUCAUCUGUGUUAUUUUAUGAGUUUAGUGUUGGUUGAUUGGGAUGGGUGCUUUGAAAUUUAAAUGAUUUCAUGACUGUCUUGAUUACAGUGCACUGUGGAAUUGACUCUCUAGCGGACUAUAGGCCUAUAGAAAACAUUAGUAGAAAUUAUUGAAAGAUAGAUGUGUUUAUUUUUGUGCUGUUCACUUUAUGGACAUCGUGACUGAACAUUGUAAUCAAUAGUUUGUUUUGUAGGCUGUAGGAGUGCUUUUUGGAAUUUUGCAUCAUAGGCCUACUUAGGCUGCUUUCAUUGUUGUAGCCUGUGUUAUGUUCAACUUCAGUGAACGUGUGUGUGACGUGAUACUUUUGACAUGAUUGUAUACAUUUCAGCAAACUCUUUAGGCAUAUAUCUCAUUCUGUUCUUUAAAAGUCUAAGGUUUACAAAUAAGCCUAGGCUUAUUUGUUUGUGUCUAGCCUUGUACAUUUGUAUGUGCUUUGAUUAGUGUAUCCAACGAAGGUUAAAGUCAAGGGCAACUGGACUUGGUUGAAGAUACUGGAAGACGUUUCGUCCCUCAUCCAAAGGACUUCUUCAGUUCUGACUGACUGGCAGGGAAACUCAGCUAUUUAA
This is a messenger RNA of Micropterus salmoides (largemouth bass), 3689 nucleotides long. RefSeq names its product nuclear GTPase SLIP-GC-like. The transcript is spliced from 23 exons. Bases 170 to 2644 code for a protein of 824 amino acids. NCBI's taxonomy places the organism in Eukaryota, Metazoa, Chordata, Actinopteri, Centrarchiformes, Centrarchidae. The record is from RefSeq and is a predicted model, not a curated record. Gene Ontology annotation, molecular function: GTPase activity.